AUGGCCAACACCACAUCUGCUUCGAGCGACCAGCUCCUAAUCAACGCGGCGGCGCUGGAGAAGUUUGCGGACCAUGAGCAGCUCAUUGGUGCACGUCGGAAACGCCAAGAAGGAGACGAAGACGAAGAGGGAGACGGGGACAAAGAAGCGCAGAAGCGCCGCGUCGCCUCGAAGCAGUCGCGACGCCACAAUUGGCAGCCCAAGUACGAGCUCGAGUUCGGACUUUUGGCGAUAGAAAAGGACGCCGUAUCAGGGGAUGUGCUGCUGGCUAUGUGCGGCUUUUGCAAGCUCUUUGGACGGGAAGGCAAGUACGAGCAGCUCGUCCAGCAGGACCAGGAGACUGGCAACGACGCCAAGAAGAGACGCCGACGGUCGCUGACCACGACCAAGUUCUUCCGGGCGUUUCGAGUGGAUAAUAUCCGCAGCCACUUGCAGGGCGCCCAUCCAAAACGAUGGGCUGAAUAUGAGAUGCUGCCUAAGCAGGAUGCAGUGCGGGCUCGGUACUUGCAGCUGCAAGGGGAAGUGCAGCCUUAUGACCAUCUUCCGAUCGUGGAUGAUGUGGUGCUGGGGAGCGCGGAGCUCCAUGCUGAAGGCGAAAUGACCUAUGACCAAGCACAAGGCCUGGUGCAAGCUUCGGUGAUAGGUGAGGCACAGCACGCUGUGGUGCAAGCGGCGGUGCAAGCUGAAGCGGUGCAGACGUCGACUGGGCUUACUGGAGGUGGGCACAGUACGGCCCAUUUGACGGCGUCUUUGACUUACAGUGGUAAGUCAGAGAACGCAGCUUCAGGUGCACCCUCAAGCACGACUUCGGCGACUUCUAGUGUACGAAGCACGUUUGACUAUGAGAAACAUUUGACGGAGCAGAUCAUGCUAGACCGGGAGCGACUGGAGUUUGAGAAGACUCGAUUUAAAAAGGAAGUUGAGCUGCGCGAGCGCGAGCUGGCACUUCGCGAGAAGCACAUGGUGCAGAAGACUGCACUGCACGAGAGGCUGUGCAAGGCCAGUCGGGACAGCGCACAACUCGAGAACGCCAAGUUCUUUAGUCUAGCUGAAGUAUUGCGAGACACGGUCACGGGCGCGCAAAACUCAUCUGAAUCGGCAUCCAUAGUGUAA
Molecule: messenger RNA, 1113 nt
Organism: Peronospora matthiolae
Lineage: Eukaryota; Oomycota; Peronosporomycetes; Peronosporales; Peronosporaceae
Source: the annotation of a GenBank genome assembly